Molecule: messenger RNA, 1541 nt
Organism: Asterias rubens (European starfish)
Lineage: Eukaryota; Metazoa; Echinodermata; Asteroidea; Forcipulatida; Asteriidae
Product: 28S ribosomal protein S30, mitochondrial-like
Exons: 4
Coding region: 1-1245 (414 amino acids)
Biological process (GO): translation
Cellular component (GO): mitochondrial large ribosomal subunit; ribosome; mitochondrion
Molecular function (GO): structural constituent of ribosome
Source: RefSeq, a predicted model, not a curated record
AUGGCGGCCUCCAUGUGCAGACGUCUCACGCUGCUGCCUCGACGAAUUUCACUGUUUUCACCCCAUAAUUUCGUCCAGUUUGCUAAAUGUGAGUACUCAACCGUAGAGCCAGCCACCGAGGAACUUGUGGAGGUUCCUCAGGCGAAAUAUCCACCGAUAAUUCCUCCAUUUCACGGCAAAACUAAAGAGUCGGAAGAGUACCGAACUCAAGCCGCGAUCGCGGAAUUGAACGCAAGACCAACGGCAAAGGACAUGAUCUACGAACUUAGCAAGCAACAGAAAUGGCACUAUAUUAUCAACCCAACAUGCUUCCACAAUAGCUUUCUUAACUUGUACAAGCACUGUAUGAAGACGGUCAUGGUGGACAGCUUACCGGAGCAGUUGGAAGAGCUCGCCAAAACCGAGGAGGUGGAGGAGGUUGCGACGAGACUGAAACCUCACGUCAUUGAUUGCAUUCUACAGGAACACCUCUACACCUACAGACACAGGGGGGAUCUGGUGAAGAGAGAUUACCACGUUGGAAAACAGACCAUGGAAAAUGUUAUGCGUGUAAUGUUGACGGGACUCUCUGCUGAUAUGCCGCAUUUACGGGACGGAGAAACGGAUGAGGAUGUCAACGUGAAGGCAUUCUGGAAAAGAGACACGACUAGGUUUCAAUUCAUUGGAACGCAGCUGUUUGCAAUCAGAUCAAAAGACCCUUUACCAGAGUUUAUUAGCAGAGAUAGUGAGCUGUCUGUUGGAGAGGUGCCAUCAUGGCCAUACGCUCCUGAGAAUGUCAGUGUAUUCAAGCGGCAUAUCAAUCCAGAUUGCUUUCCAGGGUACAAAGUGGGAAAUCCCUACAACUUUGGUCACACUCAGAUCUACGUUCCGUCCUUCGAUCGACUACGAUGCAAAAAGCAGAAUCUCUUGGAAGACGUGUUGAUGGGUUGUGGAUUGAGUGCGUCGUUCGGUUGGCUCCAUUCACUUGCUAUGUAUAACAUGUUUAAUCCGUACAAAGAUCUAACGCAGCCGAUGACCUGUCAGACGAUCGUGACCAACGGAAGCAAGUUCUCCUUCUUCUGUUACCAGCUGAAUACCCUUGGCCUGUCAGAAAGGUCCCAUGACAACCCCCUGCGGAAUGUCUGCUGGCACACAGAAGAUCUCUCUCUGUAUGGUGACAUCAAAGACGGAAAGGUCAGAGACUUCAACAAUGAGGUCUUGAAAAUGAUGGUAGCUUUUCUCAUGAAACGUACAGUAUCACCGUGAGAGAGAAUUGUGUUGUUUAUGUUUGUAUUAUUUUUUAGUUUGAGAGGUGGGUAAAGUCCACAACUCGGUGGCAAGGAACUAGUGAUGAGCAGUGUGAUUAACACAGUAUUAGUGCUGGUAACCGUCUGCGCUUUUCUGUGACUAACAGGUUUUUUAUUUUGCGGUCAUGUUGGUAAACCGGGGGAGGAAAAACAAAGUAUUGAGUCUGGUAAUGUGUUUCUCUUAAAGGGUUUGUGUACUUUUUAGAAGGACACGAGCAUUCAAUGUUCACAGAUUUACAUUUAACUGACAUGAAU